Prunus avium (sweet cherry) is the source of this 1018-nucleotide messenger RNA. The record is from RefSeq and is a predicted model, not a curated record. NCBI's taxonomy places the organism in Eukaryota, Viridiplantae, Streptophyta, Magnoliopsida, Rosales, Rosaceae.
UUUGGAUGACAUGUGUGAAGUGGUAAAACAUGUAGAUAUCCAAGAAAGGGAAGAUGGCCUUGUCUAUGAAGCAGUAUUCCAAGCUGUCCGAAGAGGGAUUAUUGAGUUCGUUAUUCGUUUAUGUAAAGUAGAUCCGGAUGUAUUGUGGCGAAACUAUUCAAUGGGAAGGAACAUAUUUCAGUAUUCAAUUGAGUGUCGCCAGGAAAAAGUUUAUAGCCUUAUAUACGGGGUUGGUCAAAGAAAUCUUAUUGCAACAUUUUCAGAUGCUUUUGGAAAUGAUAUGCUACAUCUUGCAGGGAUGCUAUCUCCAACGGAAAAACUUGAUUGUAUUUCAGGUGCAGCCUUGCAAAUGCAGAGAGAAAGACAAUGGUUCAAGGAGGUUAAGAGUUUUGUAGUUUUACCCUCGGGAGUGAGAGCUUUCAAUAAAGAGGGUAAGAGGCCCCAUGAAGUAUUUACCCAGAACCACAAGAAAUUGAAGGAAGAAGGAGAAAAGUGGAUGAAAGAUACAGCAACUUCUUGUACAGUUGUAGGUGCUCUCACUAUUACCAUCAUGUUUGCUGCAGCCUUCACGGUUCCUGGUGGAAACAAUGGAGGAACAGGCUUUCCCAUAUUCUUACAUGAAAAGAUGUUUAUGGUUUUUAUAGUUUCAGAUGCUAUAUCUCUCUUUUCUUCCAUAACUUCAGUGCUAAUGUUUUUGGGAAUCCUUACAUCACGCUAUGCGGAAGAUGAUUUCCUCAAAUCCUUGCCCACAAAGAUGAUAAUAGGCCUUUCAACACUCUUGGUCUCCCUCGCUACCAUGAUGGUUGCCUUUUGUUCUGCCCUUUUCCUUAUGCUGCAUGAAAUAUUACAUAUUGUUAUCCCAAUCAUUUUCCUCGCCAGCAUUCCAGUCGCCUUAUUUAUUGGGAUGCAAUUUCCCCUUCUCGUUGAGAUUUUCAUUUCUACAUAUGGAGGAGGAAUAUUUGACAAGAAAGUGAAACGGUGGAUGGAAAUUCCUGAUGGUAAAUGAAAUAAAUUUUUU